This is a messenger RNA of Acaulospora morrowiae, 517 nucleotides long. NCBI's taxonomy places the organism in Eukaryota, Fungi, Glomeromycota, Glomeromycetes, Diversisporales, Acaulosporaceae. The record is from the annotation of a GenBank genome assembly.
GGUUCAAAAUUCAAAGAUACAAUUGAUGUUGCAUGAAAUAAAAACGAAAGAAUUGAACGAUAGAAUAAAAGCAGCUAAGAAAGGAACUCUCACGGGGUUAGGAAUCGGUACGUUAGCAGCUAUUCCGCUUGCAAUAUGUAUUUCGCUUGUGGACAGUGGCGUAACCUUGGCGACAACCUUGAUAACCGGAGGAAUUAUAGGAUUGACGUUAGAGAAGAGUGGUAAUGAAAAUGAUCGUAAAUUAGGAUAUCAAAAAACCAUUCUACAGGAAGAUCAGAAAUUUAUCGAAUCGGUUGUCAAUGAUAUCGAGAAAUUUCAGCUUGGCGUCAAAAUAUUUGAAAAUCUUUGGCAACGAUACUUUGAUCGCAUUUACGAGAUCCGAAAAAAGAUUUUUACCUCACGACAAGAAAUUCUCCAUAGCUGGGACGGACCGGCAAUUCAGUCAAUGUUAAAAUGUUGGAAUCAAGUAAAGAACGCUUUUGAAAAUUAUAGCCGCAAUGUUAUAUUGGAUUCGUAG